GCUCGGGGGUGAGAUUGUGGAGCGAGAAUUAAACAGGCGGAUCGCGUAGCCGGUGUGUGACCCCAGAAAGCAGGAAUUAAGUUCAUCAUCCACGAUGGACCCGUUGGAGUCCUGGGUGAAGGACCAGCUCCACGAGGUGCUGGGUAUGAGCGAUCGCCAUGUAGCUCAGUUUCUGGUGGGGAUUGCGAAACGGAGUACGAGUUCUUCCGACCUCCUCAGCCGGCUUAGUGACACCGGAGCCAUCGACGUGACGGAGAAAGUGAAGAGAUUUGUGGAUGAACUUUGGGUAAAGAUGCCGCGCAAGAUCACUGUUGAACGCCCGGCCCGAGCUGCGGAAAGAGAGGCGAUAGCCAUGCAGGAAAAGAAUAAAUCUUACACGCUGCUGGAUGAUAGUGAAGAAGAGGUAGAAGCAGGAGGGAAACCGGAUGAGAAGAAGAAGAGGAAGAAAAAUCUGAGGAAGAGGAGGAAAGAGGAGUCUUCUGACAGCGAGAGUGACAAAGCACAGUCGGGGAAGGUGCCGUCCCCUCGCAGCGCGUCAGACGAUGACGAAGAAAGAGAGGAGCAGGCCCGCUUGAAGGAUCUGGAGGAAAGGGACGCAUUCGCAGAACGAGUAAAGAAGAGAGAUAAAGAAAAGACGAGGAAUAUCGUGGAGAGAUCCGACAAAAAGGCGUAUGAAGAGGCGCAGAAGAGACUCAAAGUGGCCGAGGAUGACCGUAAAAAAAUGGUACCAGAGCUUCGUAAGAAGUCCCGGAGGGAAUACCUGGGCAAGAGGCAGAAAGAAAAGCUGGAGGAUCUGGAGGCCGAGAUCGCGGACGACGAGUAUCUGUUCGCGGAGCCCGAACUGACCGAGGCGGAGCGCAAGGAGCUGGAGUACAAGCGCAGCGUCCGGGAUCUGGCAAAGGAGUACAAGAAAGCCGGGGAGAAGGAGAAGAUGGAAAAGCACGAUCGCUACUUUAUCCCCGAGGAAAACAGGAGCAAGAAAAUCCCAGACCGGUACGAGGAGCCGGUGUCUGAGGAGAAGUUCGCCCCUCGGGAGGAACAGAGGCGCUGGGAAGAGGAACAUAUCGGAGCGGCUUCUAUGAAGUUCGGAGCCAAAGACGCUCACAGGCGCGGGCAAAAGGAAUACGACUUUGUGAUGGAGGAAGACGAAGUCAUACAAUUCGUCAGCUCCACUCAAAUGAAAGGGACGGUGGACAAGGAAGAAGAGGAGGCCAACGCGCUGUCCGAGGCAGAGAGGAAGAAGAUGUCCAUGCAAGAGGUCCGCCGCAGCCUCCCAGUCUUCCCGUACCGCUCUGAUCUCCUCCAAGCCAUUUCAGAGCACCAGAUUCUCAUCAUCGAGGGAGAAACGGGAUCCGGGAAGACCACCCAGAUCCCGCAGUACCUACAUGAAGAGGGUUACACUCGCAAUGGCAUGAAGAUCGGGUGCACUCAGCCUCGCAGAGUGGCUGCAAUGAGUGUGGCAGCCCGAGUCUCCCAGGAGAUGUCUGUCAAACUGGGCAAUGAGGUGGGAUACAGCAUUCGUUUUGAGGACUGCACGUCGGAGCGAACCGUAUUAAAGUACAUGACGGACGGGAUGUUACUGAGAGAAUUUCUCACCGAGCCCGAUCUGGCCGGCUACAGCGUAGUCAUAAUUGACGAAGCCCACGAGAGGACCCUCCACACCGACGUGCUCUUCGGUCUCAUAAAGGACAUAGCGCGCUUCCGGCCGGAUCUCAAGGUUCUGGUCUCCAGCGCCACCCUCAACACGGAGAAGUUCUCGGCCUUUUUCGACGACGCUCCCAUCUUCCGAAUCCCCGGCCGCCGGUACCCGGUGGACAUCUAUUACACCAAGGCGCCCGAGGCCGAUUACCUGGAGGCCUGCGUUGUCUCCGUGUUGCAGAUUCACGUGACGCAGCCCCCUGGAGACAUCCUGGUGUUUCUCACCGGACAGGAGGAGAUCGAAGCCUGCUGUGAAAUGAUACAGGAGCGCUGCCGCCGGCUGGGCUCCAAGAUUGCCGAGAUGUUGGUGUUGCCCAUUUAUGCCAAUUUGCCAUCUGACAUGCAGGCCAAGAUCUUCGACCCUACGCCGCCCGGAGCGAGGAAGGUCGUCAUCGCCACUAAUAUCGCGGAAACCUCGCUGACCAUCGACGGCAUCAUCUACGUGAUCGACCCUGGCUUCUGCAAGCAGAAAAGUUACAAUGCCCGUUCGGGAAUGGAGUCUCUCAUUGUGACUCCCUGCUCAAAGGCAUCGGCGAAUCAGAGGACGGGAAGGGCUGGCCGCGUGGCCGCGGGGAAGUGCUUCAGACUGUAUACCGCCUGGGCGUACAAAAAUGAAAUGGAGGAUACGACGGUGCCGGAGAUCCAGAGGACAAACCUCGGCAACGUGGUGCUGCUGCUCAAAAGUUUGGGUAUUAACGACCUCAUCCAUUUUGAUUUCAUGGACCCCCCGCCACACGAGACGCUGGUUCUGGCUCUGGAGCAGCUCUACGCGCUGGGGGCUCUCAACCACCUGGGAGAACUGACCAAGUUGGGCAGAAGGAUGGCUGAGCUCCCGGUGGAUCCCAUGUUAUCCAAGAUGAUUCUGGCAUCUGAGAAGUACGGCUGCUCUGAACAAAUCCUCACCAUCGCCGCCAUGCUGUCCGUAAACAACACCAUCUUUUACCGCCCCAAAGACAAGGUGGUCCAUGCGGACACGGCCCGGGCCAACUUCACGGUUCCCGGCGGGGAUCACAUGGUCCUCCUUAAUGUAUAUACACAGUGGGUCGAGACGGGUCACUCGCUCCAGUGGUGCUAUGAGAAUUUCAUCCAGGCCCGUUCUCUCCGCCGAGCCAGGGACGUCCGGGAGCAGCUGGAGGGGCUGAUGGGGCGGAUUGAGAUCGAGCUGACGUCGUGCGAGGGGGAUAACACGCCGGUCCGCAAGGCGAUCACGGCCGGAUACUUCUAUCACACCGCCCGGCUUACCCGCUCCGGGUAUAAGACGGUGAAGCAGCAACAAAGCGUCUAUAUCCACCCCAACAGCAGUCUCCACGAGGAGCAGCCGCGCUGGGUCAUCUACCACGAGCUGGUGUUCACCACCAAGGAGUUCAUGAGACAGAUAAUAGAGAUCGACAGCACGUGGCUGCUGGAAGUAGCUCCGCAUUACUACAAAUCCCGGGAGCUGGAAGACCCCACCAGCAAGAAGAUGCCGAGAAAAGCUGGGAAGACGCGGGAGGAGCUCGGCUGACGGCACGUCGGGCCAGUCCGGAUGACCCUGAUGAAAGACCUGCCAGGCUGGUUAUAGAAAUAUAAUUUACACGCCUUGUACAUCUUUUGUAUAUAAAGAUUUUUUUCCAUUUUG
This is a messenger RNA of Spea bombifrons (plains spadefoot toad), 3316 nucleotides long. RefSeq names its product DEAH-box helicase 16 (gene DHX16). The record is from RefSeq and is a predicted model, not a curated record. Gene Ontology annotation, molecular function: ATP binding; RNA binding. NCBI's taxonomy places the organism in Eukaryota, Metazoa, Chordata, Amphibia, Anura, Pelobatidae. Gene Ontology annotation, cellular component: intracellular anatomical structure; catalytic step 2 spliceosome. The transcript is spliced from 22 exons. The coding region runs from base 95 to 3202 and encodes 1035 amino acids.